Molecule: messenger RNA, 849 nt
Organism: Oncorhynchus keta (chum salmon)
Lineage: Eukaryota; Metazoa; Chordata; Actinopteri; Salmoniformes; Salmonidae
Product: alkylglycerol monooxygenase-like
Exons: 9
Coding region: 1-849 (282 amino acids)
Cellular component (GO): endoplasmic reticulum
Source: RefSeq, a predicted model, not a curated record
AUGUGGAGGAUGUCCCCCCCAUACGUUCAGCAGGCCACCCCGUUCUUUAUGGGCUUGAUGGUUGUAGAGCUGGUGGUGAGCCUGCUGAAGGAUGGAACCCCACUGGCCUGCGUCAGUGACGUCGUCACCUCAGUGUCAGCUGGUAUCAUUUCUAGAAUGCCCACGCGGCGGUUUGAAAUAACCACUUACAUCUACAUGUGGAACAACUUCUAUCUACUGGAGCUACCCUGGGACUCUGCCUGGGCAUGGUGGCUGGCUUUCCUAGUGGUGGACUUCGCCUACUACCGGGUCCAUCGCUUUGCUCACGCACCACCCUCCGUGUUUGCUGUUCACAUCCAAUUCAACCUGGUCUACCAGUUCUGGAUCCACACUGAGGUGAUCAGAGAUAUGGGACCUCUGGAGUGGUUCCUAAACACCCCUAGUCACCACAGAGUUCACCACAGUACCUUUGCUCCUGACGGCGAUAAAGUUGUCUACGGUCUCGUACACAAAAUAAACACAGUUGAAGUCCUCCAUAUUCAGAUGCUAUCCCAGCUGACUGUUCUGAUGAUGACUGGCUACAUUCUACUCAGUCUGACCUCCAUUGGCUUCAUCAUUGACCAAAGGUCAACGGCAUCCAUGUUGGAGUUGCUGCGCUGUGUUCUGACGGUGAUGCUGCUACGAUACGGCUACAUGACGGCACCAGCACCACUGGUUGUGCCCAUUGAGAAGAUCCCACCAAAAAUGGACCAAGCAGCAUGUACAGGAGGAGUGGACUUGGAGGAGAUCCUGGAUGGAAAAGGAGCCUGGACGCAGGCCGGAGAGUAUCACCGUCCUAAGGAGGAGAUAGAGGCAGAGAAAGCAGAAUGA